This is a messenger RNA of Danio rerio (zebrafish), 1448 nucleotides long. The record is from RefSeq and is a predicted model, not a curated record. Lineage: Eukaryota; Metazoa; Chordata; Actinopteri; Cypriniformes; Danionidae.
GUGCAGGGUGUCGAUGACGAAAGAAGUCUACAAAAGCAGAGGGCUGUGAAGUAACUCACUACUUCUGUUUUCCUCGUCUUACUGAGGAGACUCGGGGAAAUUCACUUUCAUUUCGCUGACAGAGUUUUUAAAGAGGGAAAUAACUACAUUUUGGAUGCAGAGAAUGUGACGCACACCUAAAAAUGGACUCCCUGAAUGUUUCGACCAUGGCUUUGCCUUCCUGCACAUACAAAGAAGACUUCAAGCGUUUCCUCCUGCCGUCCGUCUACAGCCUGGUCUUCAUCUUCGGCCUUCCUCUCAACUUCAUCAUCAUCCUGCGUGUCUGGGGCUCUCGCCGGGCUCUGACCAGGACCAAAAUCUACAUGCUCAAUCUAGCGGUGGCCGACUUUCUGUACGUCUGCUCGCUCCCGCUCCUGAUCUACAACUACGCCAGCAAAGACUACUGGCCGUUCGGCGACUUCACCUGCCGUCUAGUGCGCUUUCAAUUCUACAGCAACCUGCACGGAAGCAUCUUCUUCCUCACCUGCAUCAGUUUCCAGCGCUACAUGGGCAUCUGCCAUCCGCUUUCACUAUGGCCCAAACAAGGCGGGCGCAGAUUAGCAUGGUGGGUUUGCGCUGGCGUUUGGGUGGCUGUUGCAAUUCUUUGCGCUCCAACAUUCGAGUUCGCCUCUACCGGCAUCCAACGCAAUCGAACAGUAUGCUACGACCUAAGUGAACCAUCCCGCUCAACGUCAUACUUCCCAUACGGCAUCGCUUUGACCUUUCUAGGCUUCGUUGUGCCUUUUCUUGUAAUUAUCGUGCUUUAUUGCAAGAUGGCGCGCGUUCUUUGGCAGGUCGGCGAAGCUCGGGAGGUUUCCGCUGCGGAGAAGAAGAACAAAGCUGUUAGGAUGAUCAUCAUCGUGAUGUUGGUGUUCGCCAUUAGCUUUUUGCCGUUCCACGUGACUAAAACGCUGUAUCUGCUGGUGAGGUCUCUGCCUACGGCGCCAUGUGAGCUGAGAAACCUGCUGUCGGUGGUGUAUAAAAGCACGCGUCCGUUCGCUAGCAUGAACAGCGUACUGGAUCCUAUUCUGUUUUACUUCACGCAGCCGCAAUACAGACGCAGUACCAAGAGCCUGCUGCUCAAAAUCACCUCCUUGAAAGACAAGACGGUCAAAGUGUGAGGUCUAAUAUUGAUGGCUUUUCUGAAUGGCUGGAGUGUUUUCGUGAUGCGAUAUCGGUCGGCCAUAUUGGAGGGCAGAACGUAAACAAUGGACUCUUCACAUUUCUGUGUUUUUCAGAAUCGGAAGUGGUCAUAGUUUGGUAAACUUAGAGCGCAGUGAAUGGGCGAGUACAUCAAAUACAUUAUUUACAAUCCUAUUUGCUGAAAUAAUUUAAGAAAAGCUCCACAUUAGUGUUAUCAAGACUUUCAGAAAAAGGAAACCCUGCUGAAAAAUCCAGCUUAAACCAGC